AUGCAGCACUUCAUCGAUAAGAACAAUGAUUUCCAAAUAAAAUUUUCGAACAUUUGGAUUACCAAGGAUUUUCAAGCAAUUCCUCCAUACUUAAGCAGUAAACGGCAAAAAUGUAUUGAAAAUGAAUGGAAUGAAUGGAAUGAAUGGAAUGAAUGGAAUGAAUGGAAUGAAUGGAAUGAAUGGAAUGAAUGGAAUGAAUGGAAUGAAUGGAAUGAAUGGAAUGAAUGGAAUGAAUGGAAUGAAUGGAAUGAAUGGAAUGAAUGGAAUGAAUGGAAUGAAUGGAAUGAAUGGAAUGAAUGGAAUGAAUGGAAUGAAUGGAAUGAAUGGAAUGAAUGGAAUGAAUGGAAUGAAUGGAAUGAAUGGAAUGAAUGGAAUGAAUGGAAUGAAUGGAAUGAAUGGAAUGAAUGGAAUGAAUGGAAUGAAUGGAAUGAAUGGAAUGAAUGGAAUGAAUGGAAUGAAUGGAAUGAAUGGAAUGAAUGGAAUGAAUGGAAUGAAUGGAAUGAAUGGAAUGAAUGGAAUGAAUGGAAUGAAUGGAAUGAAUGGAAUGAAUGGAAUGAAUGGAAUGAAUGGAAUGAAUGGAAUGAAUGGAAUGAAUGGAAUGAAUGGAAUGAAUGGAAUGAAUGGAAUGAAUGGAAUGAAUGGAAUGAAUGGAAUGAAUGGAAUGAAUGGAAUGAAUGGAAUGAAUGGAAUGAAUGGAAUGAAUGGAAUGAAUGGAAUGAAUGGAAUGAAUGGAAUGAAUGGAAUGAAUGGUUGGAUGAAUGA
This is a messenger RNA of Brugia malayi, 762 nucleotides long. RefSeq lists its product as uncharacterized. The record is from RefSeq and is a predicted model, not a curated record. The coding region runs from base 1 to 762 and encodes 253 amino acids. The transcript is spliced from 2 exons. NCBI's taxonomy places the organism in Eukaryota, Metazoa, Nematoda, Chromadorea, Rhabditida, Onchocercidae.